Molecule: messenger RNA, 3963 nt
Organism: Symbiodinium sp. CCMP2592
Lineage: Eukaryota; Dinophyceae; Suessiales; Symbiodiniaceae
Source: the annotation of a GenBank genome assembly
AUGAUGUGGGCCCGCUGGCUCUUGUACCUCUGUGCACCAUGUUGUGUCGUGUGCACGGAUCAGAUGCUGUUUUGGGUGGAUGACCUCAUCUCCCAAAACAAGGUCGAGUCCAAGCUGUGGAUGAUGACGGGAGAAGAUGCCUCACUGGGAACCCGAAAGAUCCAGUACGAUGACUUCGCAUAUUGUCUUGAAGCACACGGUACUUUGGAUGGUAGCGUCUGCAAGCCGAGCUACUUGAUCAACGGGUGGAAUUCAACAGAUGGCACCUCCCUGGCCGUCCGGAAGUCCAUCUCCGUGGCAUAUGACCCUGCCGGCGAAGGGGAUGGUGAGCAUGUGGUGGGGCCAGUGGCCGACAAGACGAACCGCCGGAUCUAUUGGAUUACCCCCAGCUGCGCCAGCUCCAGCGGCCGUAGGCUCACGGUUUGGAAGGUCAAGUACCUUCUGGACAACCAGAUCACUCCGGACGGAUCUGACCCAAAUCCGCUGACCUGCGAAAAUGAGUCGUACGUCUAUGCAGUAAACCGGUACGACGUGGACACCCAGAAGUACUCCCUCAUCUAUGCGGCUGCUCGUGCCGACUUUCCUGCCCCAGAAAAGUGGACCGCAUACAGCUGGAAGCUUGCGUUUGACGAAACCAGGCAGCGUCUGUACUGGUGGUACUAUGCUGGUGCCUGUGCGGUUGUCAGAACAUGCGAUGCUCCUCUAUACUACAUCGAUGUGAGUGGUUUGACUGAUGACGGGUCAAUGCCGACUCCGGUGUCAGCCGCUAACAUAACAGACGGUUAUGGGCAUGCCUAUUGGGACAUGACCAUCGAUGACGGCGGAAACCUUUAUCUGGUUGAUUGGUACAAGAUCAGGAAGUACGAUGUGACGACUGGCGCUGUGACCGACCUCCAUACCGAAGACUACCUCAACACCGGUUAUCACUUUACCGGAGUGACCCACUGGACCGGCACAACCAAGUUGAUUGUGACCAAGACCACCAGUGUGACCUCAGAACUGUGGACUUUCGACACCAGCGAUUCAUCGUGGACGCAGCUUUACAGUGCAGUCUACUACGAGUUCUACGAUCUAGGCCAAACUAUUUACAACACGGCGGUGGACGUGACCCACGGCCUGCUGUAUGUGGCCACGAGCGGUGGGAACUCCGGAGGCAGAUCCAUCAUCGAGCUGCCACUGGCUCCUUCUGGCCAGACGGCACCCUACAAGGCUUGCGCCACCGGGCGGUACAACAUGGACUGUCCCCUCUACGGCAUCGGGGAGCGCCUGGUUGUCGGUCACAUGUACGCUGCCUUUUCCGUUGCCGGCUCGGGCAAGGCAACGAACUUCGCCGCAGGAUCGGCGGACCGAUUUCCGGCUUGGGGGACCUCCCAGAUUGCCUUGCUACCAGCAAGCGGAACCUACCCCGCCAGGAACCCAUGCUUUGGCAACACGCCGGCGACCAUCGACACCUUGUCCACCAAGCUCAAAGCCACGACACGGACACGAUGUGGGAAGGCCGAAACGAGCGGCUAUGACACCAGGCACAUCAUCUUCAGCAUCGAUGCUGGUGACAAGGCACCAAGCUACUUGCUGCGAGACUACAUCUCGAUGGAGGGCCUCGCACGAUCUGCAGAUGGCGGGUGGGGCUAUGACUACAUAGGUCAGCGGCGGGCCUAUGAUCACUACCAAGAACUCGCAACAGGGGGUGGCAACGAUGGAGUCAUCCCGGGGAUAAAGAGUCCAUGGGGCUAUGGUGUCGCAGUCAAAGGGCCAGCAGUCGAUCUCAUCCAUGGCUACGUCUACUGGAUGUCCUGCGAACGUUCCGCCUUGCCGGGGGUCUGCUCAGAGCAUGCUCUGAAGAGAGUGCCCAUCUCCGUCCUGGAGACUGCGGCAAAAAUGCCAGACCCCGUGGACUGCAAGGUGAGCAGCUGCCCCCACUCUGGCUCCACACAAGUCUUGGACGACCGCUACGCCGUUAUCGAAGCGGCGGUGGAGGUCCUCUACCAUCAAAGCACACAGCUCUUCCCUGGAAACGAUGACACGGUGCCCAACCAAGUCAAGCUCGCCAUCGACCCAGAGGCGGAGAUCGUCUACUGGUUCUCCCCACAGCCCAGCACGGGCUACGUGUCCCUGUUGUACCUGGACGUCCAGGGCUGGACACCCAGCCAGGGAGUGUUUGAACCCUGCGACGUCGGCGAAGUUGCGGGCCACUAUGCAUACGGUUCUUGGUCCUCCUUGGUGGUCGCCUGCGACGGCACACUCCUGAGCCAUGAGGUGAAUGCCAUUAAGGCCUUGAACUUCGCGAAUGACACGCACGUGGCUGCCUGCAAAGCGCAAGCCGCCCUCUGGCCGACUCUGGAUCCCGACGGACGGACCGGUUGGAAAGGAUGUUGGGACCGGAUCAUGGACACCGGGACCGCUUCCGCGACCGGCGCCAACGUGCUCAAGGCCAUGACCUACGACCCGAAACGUGACCAGGUGUACUAUGCCUUCCGACACACCACGACGACGGAGUCUAUCUCGCGCUUCUCGCGGACGGCCGGCCCCAAGGGACCUGGCAACGACGAGGUGGUGUAUUCUGGCAUCUUCUACGAGUUCCCGCCACGCAAUGACAAGGGUGCCGCCUUCAUUGCUGGCUUGGCUCUGGAUACGCUUAACGAACAAAUCUAUGUGGCAAACUACUACGGGAACUCAGCCAAGCAAUCCCUGGCGAUGCUCCCUCUUCCCGAGAACAAGUUUUAUCCAGGUGAGAACAAAGUCGUCCACGCAAAGUACUGGCCAAUGGACUUGGUCGCCGAAGAUGAUGCUCCCAUUGCCUGCCUGUACGGACACCAGUCGAUCGAGCACUCCAGUGGAUAUGGCAACCGCAAGUGCGAAUAUCAGGGUGAACGUCUUCAGUGGACGCUUCGACAUACCGGCAUGGACGUUAUCCUUCCGAACCCGGAAGGCAUCACGAGGUUCUAUGUCACGGACACCUCGAACAACCUGGCAGUGCUGCCUCCAAAGCCGGCCCUGCUUGGGCGCUCGGCGCCUUUCAACUGGACACAGUUCUUCUACAUGCUGCCCCAUGCGAAGAUCGGCACAAGCAAGAUGAAUGGCUGGACCAUCCUCAGCAUGCCGGUGACCGCCACCGACCUAGGCUUUCAGCCCAGCUUCGACCUUUGUGCCGAACUCUGCUCUACGUUCUGGCGCAAUGGCACCCAGCGCUGUGUGGCAUUUGACUGGCGCAUGUCCAAUCACGACUGCGAGUUCUUGAAGGACCAAGGCAUGCUCCCGAAUCAUACGAAGAGCUGCGCUUACUCCAAUAGCGGCCUGUCUUGCUUGUUCGCCUUGGUGCCCCUGACGGAUUCCGCGGACAGCUUCUCCAUGUGGCCCAAUCCUUGCUUCACAAUGCCUACAGCAGACAGUGACGGCAACGCGUGGAUCAUCGCCGAAUCCGGCUAUGCCCCGGCUGGAGGCUGGCCCAGCUAUGUGCGAGAGGGAUACAGCUUCGACAGGGAACGCACAUUGACCUUCUUCUUGCGACCGGAGUUGCUCCUGGAAACUACGGAGGCCCAGGCCAUGCGCGAUAUGUGGCGACAAGCAGUGCCAAAUGCGCGCUGGUAUGGCACUUCGCUGGAAAAAGAUUACACGGUCGGCGACUACGCCAGGAACGGAAAUGCCAUAUUUCCGGGUGACCUGCAAGCCGAAAUCUUCAAGAACAGGGUUCAGGGUGUGGAUCCCGAUGACACGAAUCCCCCAGCCAUGCCAACGACUGCAGCAUCCUGCUUUGCGAGCGACGUUGUCGCGACAACUACGGCCGCGACAGGUGGAGAAACCGGGGUCACCAGCGACCCGGGCGGCGACGGCGUGUCGUCGACUUCCACCACAGCCUCCUCAGACGAUGGGACGAGUAGCCCAGUGCUCGGUGGGACGGCCGACAAGACCAUUGGGCUGGGAUCUCCGAUUCUACUCUUCUUGGUCAUUUUCAUGAAUGCUUGA